AUGGCCAGCUGGCGACGCAACGCGGAUGCCGUGGAGGUUAAUGAGGUGUGCGGGCAGCAUACGCAGUGCCGUUGCUAUGAGUGCGUCGGCCUCCGGAAAGCGGCCAAUCAGCUUGACAACUUGGACUGGCACUACAACGAUGAAGGGGCAAGGGCAAUUGAAAAGGCACAGCAAGCUGUCUGGGAGGCGCGCAAAGUUCUGUUUGCUCUCCACAACCCCCUUACAGUCACUGGGAUGCUACAUCAAUUCGACAAGCGCAUGGAGAUGAAUAGAUCUCAAGCAGGAAGGGCACACUACAAUGAGAGGUCCCAUGCGGAGACUCAACAGCAGAACAACGGCCAAUACGCAAAUGUCACUACACAGGACAAUGAGCCGCACUCGCAAGAGACGGGUCAAUGGUACGACGACGACUACGACUACGACUACGGCGAUGGCCAAUUCAUGGUGUGCGAUCACUGUCGUGGACAUGGCCUUCCAUGCAACGAGGCACCGGUGUGCGAACAGUGUGAGCUGAGCUACACCCCAUGUGUUCACCGCUGGUGCCCGGACAAUCCACACUCGUCCAGGGAUUGCCCGAAUCCGCGUUGUCGAUAUGCGCACAAGGACUAUCUCCCAGUUGAGCGAGACGAGGGCUACAUUCAAGACGACUACAUCAUAUUGCCGGGAAAACUUCGAGGAUGUCGCUACGACGGGAAGUUAUCGCCGCAAAGCGCAGAAGGGUUCAACAAGAGAGCUCUUGAGGACCAAGCGAUCCGCCAUCAGAAGCAGGGCCGUCGAGAUUUCGAUAGGUGGGUUGCGGAAGGGGCCGGCACGCUGGACACGUUGUACUGCUAUUGUGGAAAGUACUGCGCCAAGCACAACGGUAUCGAGCGCUCGGACUGA
Messenger RNA from Neohortaea acidophila, 882 nucleotides. RefSeq lists its product as uncharacterized. The coding region runs from base 1 to 882 and encodes 293 amino acids. The record is from RefSeq and is a predicted model, not a curated record. The transcript is spliced from 2 exons. NCBI's taxonomy places the organism in Eukaryota, Fungi, Ascomycota, Dothideomycetes, Mycosphaerellales, Teratosphaeriaceae.